AUGCCCGAAUUUACCAAGCAGUUUAACGACGCAACUCGCGCCAGGGGCGACGAGCCCGUGCCGGUGGAAAUCACCGUCUACCAUGAUAAGUCGUUUGACUUCAAACUUUUCACCGCUCCCGCGUCUUACAAAAUUAUGCAGAGCGCCAAAAUUGAAAAAGGUUCGCCCAACUCUAAAACUCAGAAAGUGGGCACCAUUUCUAAGGAGCAGCUCCGGCAAAUCGCCGAGUACAAACUACCCGAUUUAAACACCAACGAUUUAGAAGCUGCGAUGCGAAUCAUCGCUGGUACGGCUCGUAACAUGGGCAUUUUGAUUCAGGGCGUUGACAACAUUGAGGCCGAGUUAGAGGCGGCUAAGGAGGCGGCUAAAGAGGCUGAAAUCGCCGCUAAAAAAGAAGCCCAACUAGAGGAAGACCUUCAGCAAGCGGCUCAGGCCAAAGAUGCUCCGAUUGAAGUAAGCACGAUUAAGCAAGACAAAGAAACCGACGAGCAAAGCGCAGAGAGCGAGGAGAAGAAGUAA
Centruroides sculpturatus (bark scorpion) is the source of this 519-nucleotide messenger RNA. RefSeq names its product 50S ribosomal protein L11-like. NCBI's taxonomy places the organism in Eukaryota, Metazoa, Arthropoda, Arachnida, Scorpiones, Buthidae. The record is from RefSeq and is a predicted model, not a curated record. The transcript has a single exon. Gene Ontology annotation, cellular component: large ribosomal subunit; ribosome. Gene Ontology annotation, biological process: translation. The coding region runs from base 1 to 519 and encodes 172 amino acids. Gene Ontology annotation, molecular function: structural constituent of ribosome; large ribosomal subunit rRNA binding.